AUGGUGACCACAAGAAACCAAAACUAUACCUACGACAACGUCCCCCAGGAACAAGGCGGAAUGGGGACAGCAACAGAGACACUCGAUGAUCGGCGAGCAAGACAGGCGCGUCUUCUCCUUUCGAAACACUACGAGCCCGUCAUCUCUGAGGUACUCAACGAAGAGAUACCCAAGUACAAGAAUGGCACUACCAUCAGUGCAACAGACCGUGUGAAGUAUAUACGAGAAUGCGCACGAAUACUCGCUUCAGAACCGCCUAUCCUACUAGCGGCAGUCGACGGCGAUUUGGUGCGCCGCAUGCGAACUGAUCCUGAUCUGAAGCGAGAAUACGAGCUCACCUGCAAGAAUGCAGCAAAGCAGCCGUCCAUAUACAUACACCAAUUCGCAGACCUGAAUGGUAUUCCGCCUACUCCUAAUCAAAUGCUUGUCAUCUGCAAUUGGAUAGCCGACUACAUAGCCGAUGAUCUGGCAGAAGGCAAAGCUUCCGAGCACUUCUGGCAGAUAGACAACAUCUCCCCGGGAAGACCGCUGAUUAACCAGCAGAACUCUGCCAAGGGUUACCAAAAUCGUCUGAAAGAGCACCGCCAACGGAAGUCAUCCAACUAUAUAAUGAACCUAGUCGAGGACAUAUCCACCCACCUCCACAACAUCGGCUUGUUUGAACAACACUUCAAAAUGCACCAGUAUAUUGUCUAUCUCAUCGACCGGCGGGAACAAGUAGAGAUCGCGGAGAUCUUUUGCUCCGCAUUACUUCGAGUGUGGGUGAGUAGCGGCGGUGGUUUCAACUCGUACCCUGCUGGGCUUAGCGUCAACUCUUCGAAGAAGGUCAGCAAUAUUGACUGGGCUUCGUACGAGAUGAACACCACCUUGCACUCCCCCAUCACCGAAAACAUGAGGAUGCAGCAGCUCAGAGCAGAUGAGUACCGACAAGCACUGGAGUGGACGAAUGACAACACUGUAGAUUCGGAGACGAGAGAGCCAGCAAGCCAGGAAGAAGAGUGCAUAACAUUCGAACACCCCCGCUCCUACCCAGCCGCCCUGCUCAAGAAGCGCCACUCCCUUCCCUCCCAUCUCCACAUCUUCGUCGAGCGACCAAGCCGACACGCAAUACGCUCAUCACGAGACUUCAACUACGAUGCCCUCAACAAGUCCAGCAUCGAAGCCCAUUUCCAGCGCAACGUCGCAUCGAGCUUUAUCUCAUUGUACGAGAGCAAAGCCACUGCCUCGGGCAAAUAUCCUCAUACCGACAAAGUGGGACAAAAGCCGCGGUCAUUCGAUGCCGCUGAAAUGGCUAUCCACACCAGUGGGCUGACAGCGGCAUGGGUGACCGUAGACAAAGACGUCCGUCUUCCAGUAUGGUUUGACAAAGACAAGCAGGAGUCCGACAACGCAGACGACGAAGAGGUAUUGUGGUUUUGCCUCCAAGAGCUGAAAGCAGUACUACAAGUCGAUGAGAAGCUUGGGGAGAGGGACGAGUGGCUUGCCUGUGGGUUCAUUCCCGAAAGUAGGGUUGUCACUCGUCACGAUUCAUCGAAUGAGGAGCACUCAGAGGGGGUGGUCAACGACAAGGAAAUAGAAGAGGCUUAUAGACAGGCUCGCCGCGACCGCCAACGCAUCGAAGGGGAGAGGCUUCAAGUUGACGUGCCGGAAUCUGAGCACAGACUUAAGAAGACACUGUCUUCGGGCUUCUCGAAAGCUCCUCAGAUCCCCAGUCGGAAAAGCUCUCUUGCCUCGUUGGAUGGAAAAGCUGUGAGCCAGUCCAAGAGGAUAGCUACUGGGGCUUCAAAGCUUCGCGUAGAUACGCGCGACGUGUCGGUCUCGCUGACGAAUGCGGAUCCACGGCGCGCAGCGUCGCUGAUGAAAUAUGCGUUGUUGCUGGCGCAUGAAAAGAGGUAUGAAGCCGAAGAGUCGUGGCUUUCGGAGACGACUCGUUUGGCUGGGGGUGUAGAUCGGGGGGAUAGUACGAGGACAAUCGAUGAUGUGGGUCGUAGAGAGAGGCGAAGCGGGUUUGUAGAGCGUCAUAAUGAGGCCUACUUGACGCCGCCGCAAUCACCAAUUACCUCAUCUGGACGAAGGGGCAUGCAUGAGCGAAGGGGUCGUAAUAGUGCUGAUAAUCCAGUCAAACGAUACGAAAUCGCUCGACAAGAUGAUGAACAAUCAGUCCAGGAAAGGGGAAGACGUAUGCGUCGCUCUGCCGCUCCAUCGCCCUCGCAGUCUUUGCUAGGACAUCAUCUUGAAGGAGGCAACGCGUCUUCGCUUCGACCGCGUCUUUCGCGCCGUGAGCUCCUCUUGGAGCUGCAAUCAGACGAAGACUCUGUUCUACGAGAGUACGCAAGAGUCAGUCUGCAGGAUCCCUCUUCCCACCACCACACCCGGCACGACACGCCUAAUGGCGCACCCUCAACAUCGACGGCCCCGGGAACCCAGCAACCACCCAACCAUACCGCCCAGGGUGCAGGUGACGAUGAAUUUAGCCCACCAGAUGAAUCGGUCUACUCCACCAUGUCGUCUCUCUCCUCCUUGUCCGACCUCGCGCAUGCUACCAUCGAGGAGGCCACGUACGCUACCGUCCAUCCUGGCUCCCAUGUUAGGGAGAUCGAGAUACGGAGAAGGAAGUCGAGGCCGUCGUCUGCGGAGGCGAAGUUCAGCGAAGAAGAGGAGAGAGGGAGGAGUAGGAACGGACGGCGACAACGAAGAGUUUCGGGGGUAGCUGUAGAAACACCAGCGGAAGAGGAUGUGGAACCUUUUCCUACUUUUGAUCCGAUCGUACCGGGUCACGUACAGCUUUCACGGUCUGGAAGCAAUGUUUCUGCGGUUGCUGUUGUUCCUUCGGCAUCAACACCGAUACCUCCACCAGUGGUCUUGAAAUCCGAAUCUUUCUUUGCUAGAAGGAAGAAACGGUUCGAGAAGGGCAAAGACGUUUCUGAGCGUUUAGCAGAGGCACAGGAAAGUCCGGCUGCAACGAAACCAAAGGUCAUGAAGGAUCUCUUGGAGUUUGCUGGGUGGAGGUCUGGUGAUAAGAAAGAUGGGUGGAAGUGA
Alternaria hordeiaustralica is the source of this 3039-nucleotide messenger RNA. RefSeq lists its product as uncharacterized. The transcript is spliced from 3 exons. Lineage: Eukaryota; Fungi; Ascomycota; Dothideomycetes; Pleosporales; Pleosporaceae. The record is from RefSeq and is a predicted model, not a curated record. The coding region runs from base 1 to 3039 and encodes 1012 amino acids.